Leptopilina boulardi is the source of this 1557-nucleotide messenger RNA. RefSeq lists its product as uncharacterized. The coding region runs from base 169 to 1131 and encodes 320 amino acids. The transcript has 3 exons. NCBI's taxonomy places the organism in Eukaryota, Metazoa, Arthropoda, Insecta, Hymenoptera, Figitidae. The record is from RefSeq and is a predicted model, not a curated record.
UUUAUAAUAGUGGCACCCUUGUUUUUAUUUUCCCUCUCUCCCUUCUAUGUGUGUGUUUUUCUUUCACAUAUAAUAUUGUUUUUCAUUCUCAUCUAGAAUUUCAUCGCAGUUUAAUCUUGUUUGGUUAUUUCUUCAAAGAAAAUAAAGGAAAAUAAAAGUUUCGAAAUAAUGUCAGAAAUACCGCAUCCACAAAUGGCUGAUACCAACAAUCAUCAGAUAAUUCAAAAUAUUGAAAAUUUGCAAAAUAUUGGAAAUUUGCAAAAUUUGCCAAUUUUGCAAAAUAAACAAACUCCACAAAAUGCUAUUGAAAAUAUGGAUAAUAUCCAAAUAAUGAAAAAUAUUGAAAAUAAUGUUCAAAAUAUGGAAAAUAUUCAAAAUUUAUUAAAUACAAAAAAUGAAGAAAAUAAUAUUGAAAAUGUGAAAAAUAUCGAAAAAAAUAAUAAUAAUAACGUUCAAAACGUUGAAAUAAUGGAAAAUUUAAAAAAUAUGGAAAAUAUGAAAAACAUUGAUAAUAAUAAUCAAAAAAAAGAAGAAAAAAAUGUUUAUCAAUUUAAAAUUUCAUUAAAACGAAUAAAACCAACAAUAUGGCGACGUAUACAAGUCCCUGAGGAUUAUACAUUUUAUGAAUUAAGUGAUGCAAUACUUAAUGCAAUGGGUUGGGCUGGUAGUCAUUUACAUGAUUUUAAAAUGAAAAAUCCCGAAACUGGUGGACAAGAAACAAUUGGCGAGGAUCCAAAUAUGGAUGAUUCGUGUGCAAGUCUUGAUGAAAAAGAAACGAAAAUCAAAGAUUUUUUCAUUAAUAAUAAAAGUAAAGCAUUGUAUACUUAUGAUUUUGGUGAUAAUUGGGAUCAUGAAGUGCAAUUAAUGAGAAUAUUACCUGCAAUUGAUGGUAAAGAAUAUCCUGUAUGUAUUGCUGGUAAACGUGCAUGUCCACCUGAGGAUUGUGGUGGUACAUGGGGUUAUCAGAGUUUAUUGGAGAAACGAGGAAAACCAAAAGAACAACUCACCGAUGAGGAACGCGAGGAACUUGAAUGGUAUCAAAUUGAUGAUGAUUUUGAUCCUGAGGAAUUUAAUCCACGUAAUGUUGAUUUUGGGGUUUUUGACUUUUUCUCAAUGCUUGGAAUGAGAUAAAUUUGAGAGAUUUCAAAAGAAAAAAAGGAUUACCAAAAAAAAGAAAGAAGAAAAGGAUUUUAUUUUAUUUUUCGACAAAUGAAUUUAAUAUAUUAUGACUAUUAUUACACUUUAAACGCGAAGUUGCGUUUUUUUUUUUGGUGUUAUUUUUAUAAUUAUUCGUAUAGUUUUUUUUUCGUUUUGUUUAUUAAAAACUCAUUUAAUAAUACAUUUAUAUAAAAUUUAAAAAUACUCGUUUUUGUUUCGUCGUUGACUCGAAAAAAAAUAAUUUAUAUAUUUAUAUAUCUUAAGUGUAUAUUACGAACACGAAAAAAAGAAAUCAAAUAUUCUAUCUUUUGUGUUCUUUAAAGGUUCUAAAGAAAGUUUUUAUAACUAAUUUUUGUAAUAAAAAUUUUUGCAAUAAAGACAUAUUCAAUUGUUUCAUUA